CCUUCUAUCCGUCUCUCUGCUGCUUCAUCCUUUUUGACUAUUUUUUUUCUUGAUCAUUGUCGGACAGUAAAUCCCACCUUUUAAAGACACCGAAAAGAAGAGACAGUACACGACAUUACCUCACCUACUCGAGAUCUUCUGCUCCAAGUUCCAAAAUUCAGUAAUCUCCAAUCUCUGGUCCUCCAAAAAUCACCAUCUUUCAUUGAACUGUUUCAGUUCUGAAUCUUCUGAUACAUAUGGAUAAAAGCGACAGUUGUUGUUCAACUCACCUUAUAGAUGGGGACGGAAAUUUCAAUGUUGCUGGACUGGAUAAGUUCAUGAAGGAAGUUAAACUUGCAGAAUGCGGGCUUUCUUAUGCCGUAGUUUCCAUCAUGGGUCCUCAGAGUAGUGGGAAGAGUACAUUGUUAAAUCACCUGUUUGGUACUAAUUUUAGGGAGAUGGAUACUUUUAAGGGGAGGUCUCAAACCACUAAAGGUAUUUGGUUGGCGCAAUGUGUUGGCAUUGAACCUUGCACUCUUGUAAUGGAUUUAGAGGGCACCGAUGGAAGAGAACGAGGAGAGGAUGAUACUGCAUUUGAAAAGCAGAGUGCCUUGUUUGCCCUAGCUGUAUCAGAUAUAGUGCUAAUAAACAUGUGGUGUCAUGACAUUGGCCGUGAGCAGGCUGCAAAUAAGCCUCUUUUAAAAACUGUAUUCCAGGUCAUGAUGAGAUUAUUUAGUCCACGCAAAACAACUUUGAUGUUUGUUAUACGUGAUAAAACAAGGACGCCUUUGGAAAACCUGGAACCUGUUUUAAGAGAAGACAUUCAGAAGAUAUGGGAUGCAGUUCCUAAGCCGAGUGCGCACAAGGAAACUCCAUUAAGCGAAUUCUUUAAUGUUAAAGUUACUGCUCUUUCUAGUUAUGAAGAGAGGGAAGAACAAUUCAAAGAGCAGGUAGCGAUCCUAAGACAGAGGUUCUUUCAUUCUAUUGCACCUGGUGGGCUUGCGGGGGAUAGGCGAGCUGUAGUUCCUGCUUCUGGCUUUUCAUUUAGCGCGCAAGAAAUUUGGAAGAUCAUCAAGGAGAACAAGGACCUUGACCUGCCUGCUCACAAAGUCAUGGUUGCCACUGUACGUUGUGAAGAGAUCACGAAUGAGAAGUUUUCUUCUUUUAUUGCAAAUGAGGAAUGGCAUCAGCUGGAAGAUGCUGUACAAUCUCGACUGAUGCCAAGCUUUGGGAGGAAGCUCAGCUCAAUUCUUGAUGUCUGUCUAACGGAAUAUGAUGUAGAGACGACCUAUUUUGAUGAAGGUGUUCGAUCUUCAAAGCGGAAACAGUUAGAAGAGAAAUUGCUGCAAGUAAUGCUUCUUUAAUUCACCCUUGAAGUUGUACACGUAUGGAAAAAGAUGCGUAUCUUUAUUUUAUAUAAAAAUGUAGAUAGAGUAAUGGCAAAUACAUCCUGAACUAAAAAUUUAUCAGUUCUCUCUCAUUGGAGAUUCAUGUUUUUUUCAAUAUCUAAUCUUCCUUUGGCUUUCAUUCUUGACACGAUAUUAUAUUUCACUCAGAUUCUGUGUGUAGACCAGACAGAAACCACGAGUAAAUAAUGAGUGCUAGUUUUAACCAUUGUUUAACAUCUAGAAUGAGCAAACUUCCUGAUGGAAUGGUGAAUCUGAUAAGUGCAUUUUGCUGUCACAUGUGCCUGAUGACGUUUUUGGUCUUUUCUAAGUUUUGACUUUGUUUUUGAUAGCAUAAACCCACCACACUUUUCUCUAUAUGUAUCCACCUACCUCUAUCUGUGAGAGAACACUUCUUUCAGCUUUCAGGACCCAAAGGUGAAGCAUCAAAUAAGUUCUAUGCACUGAUAUUGAGAAAUGAACAUUUUGAUGUGGUUGCCGGUAGCCUUGAGCAUGGUUCGGUUCUAAAGAGAAACGAAUUGACCUAGGAUUUUUGGGUAUUUAGUAAAUGGAACCGUCGGGUCCAAAUUUAAUUGUGAAAUUGAAAUGGUUUGGUUCGAUUUCGUACCAUAAUUACAUUUUUUAACAUUUACAACAACAUUACAUUAAUUAACCAAUGACAUGUUCAAUCUUGACUCUUACAAAAUUAGAUAGUCCAAUUAGAAAUAUACAAAUAAAAAUUUGUCUGAUAAGAUCCAUUUACUAAUGUAUAUAAAUUAUCGAAAAGUAAAUAAUAACGCUAAAACAUCACUGAUCUUGAGGAACAAAGAUGAAGUCGUGACUUGUGAGAGGGAAGCAGCUGAAAAUGAGAGUAAUAGCUUAACUUAAAUGGCAGAAUGAGGGAAUGUUAGGUGAACUGUGAAGUGAAAUUGGGCUUAAUUGAAAUUGUAGGAAAAAUAUUUUGGGUUCAAGUUGGGCUUGGUCCUUGAAGCCUUGGGCACUUAUUAGUCACUUAAUUAGUUAAUUGGAAAAUUUACUUAGAAAAAUUAAAAUAAUUUGGCUUAUUCAAUAUAAAAAAUUAAAAAAAAUAGAGUGAUUCGGUUAUUCGAUUCUUAGUUUAAAAUAAAAAACCGAACCAUCUAGAACCAAACUAAGCUUGUCGGUUCUCAAUUCUAACAACUAUUCGGGCAUUUAACCUAAGAAGAACCAAACCUAAUGGAACCUCUUGGUUCGAUUAGGUUUGGGCCCAUCUUAGUUCGGGAGUUUUGUUCGGCCCUAAUUGCUGGUUCACAU
Messenger RNA from Olea europaea var. sylvestris, 2657 nucleotides. Its product is annotated as protein ROOT HAIR DEFECTIVE 3 homolog 1-like. Gene Ontology annotation, biological process: endoplasmic reticulum membrane fusion. Gene Ontology annotation, cellular component: endoplasmic reticulum. Gene Ontology annotation, molecular function: GTPase activity; GTP binding. The record is from RefSeq and is a predicted model, not a curated record. The coding region runs from base 237 to 1343 and encodes 368 amino acids. Lineage: Eukaryota; Viridiplantae; Streptophyta; Magnoliopsida; Lamiales; Oleaceae. The transcript is spliced from 14 exons.